This is a messenger RNA of Limulus polyphemus (Atlantic horseshoe crab), 6164 nucleotides long. RefSeq names its product serine-rich adhesin for platelets-like. The transcript has 4 exons. The record is from RefSeq and is a predicted model, not a curated record. Lineage: Eukaryota; Metazoa; Arthropoda; Merostomata; Xiphosura; Limulidae. Bases 1 to 4971 code for a protein of 1656 amino acids.
AUGUGUUUUGCUCGUAGCUCAUCAAACCAGAUGGGGAACGUGAAAUUCAUUAGUGGUCAGAGUGCUAUUAAUGUUGUUUGUCAGAAUGUUGCAGCUGCUAUUUUACAAGCAGCACCUGUAUCUCCAGCUUCAAGUACCACAGACACGUCCAGCAAUGGGUCAAGUGGAAGUGACUUACCUCCUUCCAACAGAAUGGCAGACCCAAAGAAAACCCCUGGUCCUAAAACAAGUAUAGCAGUAUAUAAUGAAAAAGGACGUAAACGUAAAGUCUCCCAAGGAAGUCGAGAAAUAUCUUCAACACUUAUCACCUCUGUAGUAUCAACUAGUGGGAAUGGAGUCUUUCCUCCAUCCAUCUACACAUUACCCGUUGAAGGAGGUAGUGGAAUUUUAAAUACCCAACCUUCUACGACAGUUUCUACUUCACAUCGUAAAGAUUCAGGUAGAAGUUACUCGUUCAACAUUGGCUCUUUUUCUAGCCUAAGCCAGUUUCGGCAAGCCCAAGCUCUGGCUGUUUCUAGCCGAGAUGCCAUUUCUCCUGUGGUUUCUUAUUCAGAAAAUUUGUCAGAUGAAAUGGAAAAUGCUUCCCUUUCUUCAUCUUGUGGCAACUCUGUUAUGUUACCUUCAACCAUCUCCACUUCAGCUUCUAGUCUACCUGCUGUAAACAUUUCAAGUUCUUUGCAUUCCAUUCUUGCUUCACCUGUUACCUUUUCUUUUCCAUCGAGUAUUAGAACAACCAGUGUUAAUACAUCAUUACUAAACAUGUCUUCCACAAAAUUGCCCGGUGUUAUUCCUAGUCUAGCUUUAAAUGGAAAUCCUCUGACUACAUUCACCUUUCCAGCUGCCACAAGAGUCUUAAUGAGUGAAAAUUUUGCAGAAACACCACCUGCAAGCUCCUCAGAUGUUUUAAUCAGAAAAGCUUCACCAAUAGGGAAAGGCCAGUCAUCAUUAAUUGAACCAGACCAAGAGCAAGUAGAAGCAAUUCAGAAGCUACAGUAUCAUGAUUUUCCUCUUACUACUGCUUGUUUGACACCAGGAACUACUAGUAAUUCUCCUGCUGUAACUCAAGCAAAAAUUCUUACCAGUGGUCAUUUUGACCUUACCAAGUUACAGACUUUGGCACAAGCUAGCAGUAUCAGUAAAAGCAUUGUCACUUCUAGUGAACUUUCCAGUACUCCUUCAACUAAACAGUUUACCCCUAAAACCAUUCUGAAAUCCCCAACAUUGCUUUUAUCAUCUUCUCAAGGAACAGAGCCUGCUACUUUUCUUAUCUCAGGGUCUACGAAAUCAUCAGCAGGCAAGCCUUUACAGCUGCAGGGGGUCAUUCUCAAUGCUUCAUCCUCUUCUCCCUCGGCUAGAAUGCAGGCAGCAACAGCAAUUUCGAAACGAAGAGAGAAGAAGCUGAGUGGAUGUACCGAAGUUCAUAUGUUUAGUAGUUGUUGUUCAUCCAAAGAUCAACCAGACAAAAUUCACUUUGAAAUUCCCACACAGGAAGAAAAUCUAUACAAUCCAUAUUUAUUUGAUCCUGUUAGUGACAAUGGUGUAUCAUCAACACUCUUUAGUAAGAGUAAGAAUAAUAUAAUAGAGGAAUCUAUAGUUGUAUCUCAACAUUCACAUUCUCAAAAUGGGGGAACAGUUAGUUUGAAGAAUGAUGAAACACAAAUUUUAUCAAAUUUACAAGCAGGGCAUGAAGAAAGGAAUUUACUCAUUUCAGAAGAAGUAGAAGAGAGAGAACAUUUGCUAGGGAUCCAAGUUGUGGAACCUAUUACUGUAUCAGCUGGUAGCAAAGACAACUCUUGCUGUCUGGCAUCGGGGUCAUCUGGAUCAUCCUUGAACUUGUAUAUUGAUCAUUCUGUACAACCUUUGACUAAACCAGCUGUUGAUCCUUAUACAAAACAAGCAUCUGAUGAUUGUUUGACAGUAACUUCUCAUGAAUCAUCUAUAACACAGCUUUCAAGAAAUUCACCAUUGCCUGUUCCAUAUACAAUAGAAACUUCCAAAGGUUCUCCACUUCCAUUAUUUGUUAAUCAUACAGAACAACCUCCAAGAAAAUCUAUGGUUUUAACAGUUGCUUGUUCACCUGAAACACUAUGUUCUGAUACUCCUUUGACUUCAUAUUCUGUUAUAAAGCCCUCUGGUAAUUCCUUAGCUUCAACAUCUGUUGAUACUUCCGGACAUUCCCCGGCUUCGAUGUAUGUUGACACUUUUGCAGCACAACCUUCUGGAGAUUCCCCUGCUUCAAUAUCUGUUAAUAAUUCCACAAUAAAACCUUCUGAAGAUACCCCAAAUUCAACAUUUGUUGAUACUUUCACAGUACAACCUUCUGGAGAUUCCCCAGCUUCAACAUCUGUUGAUACUUCCACAGUACAACCUUCUGGAAAUUCUCUAGCUUCGAUGUAUGUUGAUAAUUCCACAGUAAAACCUUCUGAAGAUACCCCAAAUUCAACAUCUGUUGAUACUGUCACAGUACAACCUUCUGAAGAUUUCCCAACUUCAAUAUCAGUUAAUACUUUUACAGUACAACCUUCUGGAAAUUCUCAAGUUUCAACAUCUGUUGAUAAUUUCACAGUACAACCUUCUGGAGAUUCCCCAGUUUCGACAUCUGUUGAUACUUUUAGAGUACAACCUUCUGGAGAUUCCCCAGCUUCAAUGUAUGUGGAAACUUCUACAAAUCAACCUUCUGGAGAUUCUCCAGUUUCAACUACUGUUCAUACUCCCACAGAUAAACCUUCUGGUGAUCCCUCAGCUUCAAAAUCUGGUGAUACCUCUUCCAUGAUUGGUCAUUCUGAACGGUUUUCAAGUGUAUUAUCUAUAGAAACUUCUACACUAAAACCUUUUGAGAACAUAUCAUCCUCAGUAUCUGUACUUUCUGGAGAUUCCUCAACUUCAGUAACUGUCAGUACUUCCACAUUACAACCAUCUUUAAAUUCAUCAGCUUCAGGGUCCGCUGACUCUUCGGGAACAAAACUUUCUGGGAGUUUCUUCACAUCAACAUCUGUUAGUUCUUCUACACCAUCAUCUACUGGAGAUUCCUUAACUGCAGCACUGGUAGUUUCAUCUACAACACAAUCUUUAGAAGGCUCAUCAGUUUCAAACUUUAAUGGUUAUUCUCUAAUGGAAUCUUUAGGAUGCUAUCCAACGUCACUGUCCGUAAGUUCUUCAACAACAGUACAACCUUCUGAAAGUUCAUCUUCACCAUGUGUUAUUUCUUCAGCAACACAAUUUUCAGGAGAUAUGGGUACUUCCAGUGCUGAUUGUUUCUUAACAACACAAGCUACAAGAAGUUUUCAAGGAGCACAAUCUUCUGAAAGUUUAGCAACUUCAACAUCUUUUGGUUCUUCAGAAUCAUGGUCCUUAAAAAACUUAAUGGUUUCAAAACCAGAUUCUCUUUCAAAAUGGCAAUCUUCAGGCAGGUUUUCAAUUCACACAUGUGUUGAUUCUUCAAUAGCAAAUACAUCAGUGGCUGCAGCUUCAAUGUCUCUUAGUACUUCCACGACAGAAGUUUCAGGAGAUAUGCCAUUAACAUCUGUUGCAUCUUCAACAACACAUCCUUCAGAUGGUUUUUCAUCUUCAUCUGUUAGUUCUUCAACGACACAAACUUCAACUUAUUUAUCAGAUUUAACUUGUGUUGAUUCUUUGACAUCACAAUCUUUAAGGGGAUUAUCAUCAAUAACUGUUGACAGUUCCACAAUGCAAUCUACAAGAAAAUAUUCAGUUCCUGCAGUUAUUGAUUCUUCAACAAUACAAUCUUUGGGACAUUCAUCAACUAAAAAUGUUGAUACACCAGUAAUGCAAUCUUCUUCAGGUCUAUUGUCAUCAAAAACUGUUGUUACAUUACCAAUCCAAUCUCCAGGGGAUUCUUCAAUUUCAAACACUGUUGAUACUUCAGCAAAACGAUCUUCAGGAAGUUCUUCAAUUUCAAAAAUUCUUGAUACUUCAGUAACACAAUCUACAGUGGAUUCUUCAACUACAAAAACUGUUAAUACUCCUGUAGCUUUAUCAUCUUCCAAAACUAUUUUUACUCCAACAACACAGUCUUCACGGGUUUCUUCAACUUCAAAAGUUGUUGAUACUCCAGGAGCACGAUCUUCAAAAACUAUUGAUACUUCACUAACACAAUCUUCAGGAGGUUCUUCAACUUCAAAAACUGUUGAUACUUCAUUAACACAAUCUUCCGAGGGUUCUUCAACUUCAAAAACUGUUGAUACUUCACCAACACAAUCUUCAGAGGGCUCUUCAACUUCAAAAACUGUUGAUGCUUCACCAACACAGUCUUCAGAGGGUUCUUCAACUUCAAAAAGUGUUGAUGCUUCACGAACACAAUCUUCAGGGGGUUCUUCAACUUCAAAAACUGUUGAUGCUUCACCAACGCAAUCUUCAGGGGGUUCUUCAACUUCAAAAAGUGUUGAUGCUUCACCAACACAAUCUUCAGAGGGCUCUUCAACUUCAAAAACUGUUGAUGCUUCACCAACACAAUCUUCAGAGGGCUCUUCAACUUCAAAAACUGUUGAUGCUUCACCAACACAAUCUUCAGGGGGUUCUUCAACUUCAAAAACUGUUGAUGCUUCACCAACACAAUCUUCAGGGGGUUCUUCAACUUCAAAAACUGUUGAUACCUCAUCAACACAACCUUCAGGGGGUUCUUCAACUUCAAAAACUGUUGAUACUUCACCAACACAAUCUUCAGGGGGUUCUUCAACUUCAAAAACUGCUGAUACUUCACCAACAAAAUCUUCAGGGGGUUCUUCAACUUCAAAAACUGCUGAUACUUCACCAACAAAAUCUUCAGUGGGUUCUUCAAGUUCAAAAACUGGUGAUCUUUCACCAAUAAAAUCUUCAGGAGGAUCUUCAAUCUCAACAUCUGUUAGUCCUUCACCCACUAAACCACUGUCUAGUCGAAACAUGGUGCCUUUUCCCACCAUAGCUGCAACCAGAACAAGGCGUGUUAAAACACAGAGAUAUUAUGACUUUUGACUUAUUCUUUUAAAGCUUCAGUUGUUAUUAGUUAAGAGUUAUAUGUUGUUAUUGUGAUUAUAUCCUGUAUAAUCUUUAUUGUUGAAGCAUAAAAAUCACAUGCAUUUUAAAAAAAAUCAAAGUAGGAAACAGAAAAAAAAUAAUACAAUUAGGGCUUAAUUUUUUAAUGAUAUUAAACACAAUUUUUCAUAAAAGUUGGCGAGUUCUAACAUUGUUCUAUUGCUAGUAGAUGAUUCACUUUUGGAAAAUCUAAAACAUGAACAUAACGAUAUGAAACAUUUAUUAAAUGUUUCGGAAUCUUCAAAAUUCCAUCUUCAGAAAUUUAGAGGUGCAAAACUAACACAGUGCUACAAACAGAAAUAUGAUAUAAUUUAUAAUAAAUAAUAAGUAAACGAUAUGAAUGUAAAAAGUAGAACAAGAGGAAAUGAAAAGCAUGUAGUGCGAAUUAAAAAAGAUGUAAAUCAAAUGAAGAACGUGUAUGAUUUAGAGAUGGAAGAAGAUAUUUUAUGUAAAAUGUUUCUUUUAUUAGAAGUUCAGUGUCAUGCUUAGCUGUUGAGAAAAUUUUAAAGUUGGAGAGAGACAUUGUUUUUAUAUUAUUGUGUUGAUAGUUAGCAGGUUUUAUAGAUUAUGUCCACAUGUUCAAAUGCUCUACAGUCUCAGCAUGUGUAUAAGUAUAUGAGAUGUGAACAGUGGGCAGUCGGUAAACCAUAUUUAUAGUUCACAUUAAUUCUUCAAAGUUUUCUUUAUAUAUGCAUAGUUUGUAGAACUGAUUAUACAUGUACAUCUAGAUGUGAGUGGCUCUGUUAAAGAAGUCUUUAACGUUAUUGAUAGCUGGAGGUAUUUAUUUCUUUCACAAAUAGGUAAAAUUCUGCUUUAUAAUUUAGUACUUCUCAUGUUGUAAAUGUUUCAAACUUCAAGUCACGUUCUUCAGAGUGGCUGCUUUAAAAGUAAGUAUUUACCUUUAGUAUUAGCUUUGUGUAAAUAAAUGUUUUAAUUGUAUUGUUAGAUUUCAUUUGAAGAAACAGCAUAAAAGAUAAGUGGUAAUUAAUUCAUAUUGUUUAAAAAACUGCAGUGUAAUAUUCACUGUUAGAUUUCAUUUGAAGAAACAGCAUAAAAGAUAAGUGGUAAUUAAUUCAUAUUGUUUAAAAAACUACAGUGUAACGUUCACUGUUAAAUUUCACCUGAAGGAUGAG